GCUUCGCGGAACGGGUUAUGCAGACGCCCUGGCCGACGGCGCAACGACGACCUACAGGAAGGGGGCGAUGGCGUUCCCGCGGGCUGCGGCUGGGCGUGUGCGACUCAGUGACGUGCUGCCCCCGCGCCUGCAGUCUCUCCUGUCAGACUCUUCGCAGAUGUUACGAGAGCCUGUGGCUCGCAGUUUUGCUUUGGGCGAGGCGCCAAGGGUCUGUGCAAUGAGCCCAGUUUUGCAGCGCCACGGCUACCACUAUGGGGAGUGCCUUUCGGAGCUGCCCACCGCGGGUGUCAUCGAGCGCGUGGGCGAUGGCAGCAUCAUUGAGCGGGCGGGCCUCUUCUUUGUGCCGAAGAAGAACGCGUCGCUGCGCUUGAUCUUCGACACCAGGAGGUCGAACGAUCACUUUCAGGACCCGCCGUGCACGCUCCUGGCAAGCGGCGAGGCGCUCGCCAACCUGGAAGUUGACGCGGCGCAGGGCGUCGCGGUGGCGUCUGCAGACGUGGGCUGCUGCUUCUACCAGUAUGAGCUGCCUCCGUGGGCGCGCCUGUUCUUUGGCUUCCCCGCGGUGCAGGAGGCCCACGCCCACAUCUUGAGCAGCGUCAGUCCUGUGGCGCCGUGGAUUGCCGGCAAGGCGCCGACGCCCGCGCUCGGCUCCCAGUGCGCCGCGGCCAAGAUGCUGUACAUAGACAACGUCGCGGUCUUUACUUCUGGCGGCGGCGACCCGGUCCUCGAGGUUGAGCACAUGCUGGCCGCGUUGGACAGGCAAGGUAUCCAGGCCUCGUUUGCGACGUGGCGGCUGUCGAGGGGCAAGUUCUGGCUCAUGGGCCACGUCGCGUCCGCGGUCAUGCUUCAGCGGCCGAUGCUCUCCCUGUUUCACGCCAUCUAUGAGUUCUGCAGGCGCUCGCGUGACAAGCGGCAGCCGCUGUGGAGCUCUGUGAAGCACGAGCUCGCAUGCUUCCGAGCGCCCCUUCCUUGCGUGACCGCCUCGCUGAGCCGCACCUGGUGCGAGCGGGCCACGGCCACCGAUGCCUCGCCGUGGGGCUUCGGCGUGGUGGAGCAGCCCUGGCCCGUGGGGGAUGUUCGCCGUGUUGGGAGCCUCUCAGAGCGCAGCCGCUUUCGAGGCGUCCUCACAGCGGACUACGCGCCACGUGACACGCUGAUCGAGCAGCAGCUCCUGCGGGCGCCCUCUGCAGCUGUGGUGGCGGAGGGCGCCCUCACGCAUUUUGAGGAGGUGCCCGCAGGGCGGCUGCUGGCGGAGCUUUGGGCUGUGGUGGCAGCGAGGCGUUGGCGCCGCGCGGCUGCGAUUCACAUCCUAGAGGCUGAAGGUGUGCGCUGGGCCGUUCGGCGUCUGGCUCGGAAUGCGCAGUUGCAUGGUCAGCGGCACCUCGUCCUGGGCGACAACCUCUGG
Prorocentrum cordatum is the source of this 1405-nucleotide messenger RNA. The record is from the annotation of a GenBank genome assembly. NCBI's taxonomy places the organism in Eukaryota, Dinophyceae, Prorocentrales, Prorocentraceae.